Messenger RNA from Doryrhamphus excisus (bluestripe pipefish), 3525 nucleotides. Lineage: Eukaryota; Metazoa; Chordata; Actinopteri; Syngnathiformes; Syngnathidae. The record is from RefSeq and is a predicted model, not a curated record.
CCGGCUUCUAGCAACUUCACCGGAAGUACAGUCUCACUGGCGGUCCUGCUCGCAAAAGAUUCCGCCUGGCCAACAACAUACACAGCACAGCAAUGGCGACUGAACGUUUCCCUGACAGCCUCAUUGACGAAGACCCACAGAAAGCUCUCGAGGGACUGAACGAGGCCUUACAAGGAGACUCUGACAAUGCUGAGUGGUUGUGCCAGCGUGCCUAUGCCUACAUUCUACUCAAAAACUACACUUGCGCUGUUGAAGACGCCAAGAAAGCCCAGCAGCUCAGUCCAGGCCUUUCCCUCGCUUUCAUGCGAACUGGAGUUGCAGAGUACCACCUGAGCCAAUAUGAGUCAGCCCAUGCAGCCUUCACUCAAGGACACCAACUGGAUGUUUCUGAAAAAGCAUUUGAAAUUUGGAUCAAGCGAUGCGAGGAAAUGUUGGGUGAAAAGACGCAGCAGAACAGCAGCGUGGACACGAAGCCAGCAGGGCCGCAUGUCAAGUACGACUGGUACCAAACAGAAUCUCAAGUCAUUGUCACGAUUAUGGCAAAAAAUGUUCCGAAGGACGGCGUGCGUGUGAACUUCACGGAACAACAGCUCUCAGCCUCAAUAAGACUCUCAUCUGGGGAUAACUACGACCUCAACCUCCACCUUUUGCAUCCCAUCAUCCCACAGCAGAGCACCUUCAGGAUCCUCACCACUAAGGUGGAGAUGAAGAUGAAGAAGACAGAUGCCAUCCGAUGGGAGAAUCUGGAAGGAGAGGGACAGGAAUCCAACAUCAAACACUUCAAUCCCAAUGAGUACCCGUCAUCGUCCCACCACACACGCAAAUGGGACAAAAUGGUGGUGGACAUUAACGAGGAGGAGAAGAAUGAGAAGCUGGAGGGAGAUGCGGCCCUCAACAAGCUCUUCCAGCAGAUCUACUCUGAUGGUUCCGACGAGAUUAAGCGCGCCAUGAACAAGUCUUUUACCGAGUCACAUGGUACGGUCCUGAGUACCAACUGGAAAGAUGUGGGCAAGAGAAAAGUGGACGCGAGCCCACCGGAUGACGUGGAGUUGAGGAAGUACUGAAUCCCACCCCCCCACAACUCCCCCCUUUUUUUUUCACCUCAGUUUGACCUCACCGUUCGCAGCCAACCCCCUUCGAAGUUCAGCAAGCGUUUAUAUAAAAAAAAAAAAAAAAAUCCUCAGUCUCCUCCUCCUUAGCCCAUUCUCUGACCUGUUUCCACCAACUAGUUUAGUUCAUUUCAGUUCAACACACCAUGAUGCAGUUUGGAAGAGUGUAGGUCGGCAGGCGUAGGUUGGUAAUAGCUGCAGUAGCUACAUAUAGUUAGGUUCACAUGUAUUUGCACUUUAUGAUUUUUGCCACCACCACACUGGAUUUGAAAUAAAAAAAAAAUGGUAUAUUUCGCACACAACCAACAGAGCUCAGAACUUCACUUAUUGGAGACAAAACAGGGAUUUGGGGAUGGUUUGAAGUGGCCAAUAACGAUGAAUAAUGAAAAUGUUAUGUUUAUAUAUCCAUUUAUUAAUGAUACUUUUGAGCCCCUGAAAAUGAGGUACGGGGGUGUUGUGGCAGUGGUCAGGAUUCAAACCCACACAAACUGCUGCAUUAGAGUCAUGAGUGAGCUGGAUCCCUAUGCCAGGGAUGGAAGUGGGGUACACCUUGUACUGAUGGCCACUCAAACAAUUCAGGAUUUUAACUCCCCCGUCACACCCAUGGACUAUAUAGAGUCAGUAACCUUAUAUGGAUGUUUUGGGGAUGUAGGAGGGAAGAGUAUCUGCCGCGGUUGAAACCCAAACCUGUACUUGAAACGUCUCACAUUAAAACCCAAGCCCAAAGUUUACCCCUGAUUCACAUCGUCAUUGCUUUAUUUCAAAUAUAUAACAAAUUGGGACUAAAUACUCUCAAGAUAAACCUCCCAACUGUUUGCACAUUUUUUCAACCAGAAAAAAUUAGAGUACCACCGGCUAGCAUAUGUGUUUAAACAAAAACAUGGCUACAUUUUUCACAAUUAAAAAUUAAAACUGCGGCUGCACGGAGGUUUAGUGGUUAGCGUGCAGACCUCACAGCUAGGACACCAGGAUUCAAUUCCACCCUCGCCCAUAUUCAAAACCUACGCCCUCAUGGGAUAACAUGUAAACUCAACAAAGAGAUGCCCAAAUGGAGGUUGAAACCCAAACCCUUUCCAUAUUUACUUGAAAUGUCUCACAUUAAAGCCCAAAGUUUACCCCUGAUACACAUCGCCAUUGCUUUAUAUCAAAUAUAUAACAAAUUGGAACUAAAUCAAGAUAAACCUCCCAACUGUUUGCAAUUUUUUUCAACCAGAAAGCUAGCAUAUGUGUUUAAACAAAAACAUGGCUACAUUUUUCAUUCAUACCGCUUUUCCACACAAGGGUCGUGAGGGGUGCUGGAGCCUAUCCCAGCUGUCUUCAGGCGAGAGGCGGGUACACCCUGGACUGGUGGCCAGCCAAUCACAGGGCACAUAUAGACAAACAACCAUUCACACUCACAUUCAUUCCUAUGGACAAUUUGGAGUCGCUAAUUAACCUAGCAUGUUUUUGGAAUGUGGGAGGAAACCGGAGUUAGAACCUCCUAGCUGUGAGGUCUGCGCGCUAAUCACUUGACCACCGUGCCGCCGGCUACAUUUUUCACAAUUACAAAUUAAACUGCAUACAAAUCGCCGGCCACUUACAUACAGGCCGAAGAAAAUGACUUUCUUUCCACACAGUCAUUCUCAAAAGAAGCGGCCAACAAUUGUCAGCCAUCCUAUUGUUACAGUAGGCUAUACCUUCAACGAUAGCUAAUUGUAGUAGCUUAACCUCGCCAAAUCACUAUCAUUAGCAUUAACAAUUAGUGCAUGUGUGCUUACAUUCACAGAGCGGGAAGAAAGUGGUAUAUAACGCUUGAAGCAUGUUGGAAAUGUAGCGCCCUCUAAGCAGCCACAUAACCGUUGCAAACAGUCCAUGAAGGGGAUAUUAAUGCUCCUUUCCCAUCCAAUUGUUGCAUUGGGAGUAUUGAUUUUCUGUCUACCGCUGCAGUUUGUACCCCAAUGGCAGAGUGCUAGUGGUGAUAUAUAAAAUAUAACACUUUGCAACUCUUGACAAUAGAGAUAUGAUAUGGUACCAUGCCGAACUGAACUGUACUGUGCCGAUUGGUGGAAACAGGGUCUUAUUAUUAUUAAUUUGAAAACUUUGAAUUUGCUUUAUAUGAUUUCUUGAAGGCCAAAUUACUGGAUUAAAAUAUGACUGACAGACAAAACAAUCUAAUUCAAUGUUAAUAUCAGGGGUUUAGGACAUAAUUCACCCCCCACUUUUAAAGCCCUUAUGACUUAUCAGCACAUGUAUAAAAAUGUAUAGUUGACAAUAUAAGGUAAUUUAGAUGUUUUAAACGAUAACUGGGAAUUAUUUUCUUGGCUUCUGCACCCAAGCUCAGCCAGAUAUCACGGCAUCAAUAAGUGGCUUUGCAGCGCUUGUUCAAGUGUGAUUCAAUCCAAGGUCUCAAUAAAAGGUUUACUGUUUGUCUCGCUAA